AUGAAGAGGUCGUCGAAAACGAAGGAGAAGAUCGGCAAGGCCGACAAGAAGGCCAAGCGUAACGUGAAGAUCAAAUUCACACUUCAGCUCAAAUCGCUGCUCAAUCUCUCCCCCGCACUCAACGACUCGGAUGUCAGCGUUGCCUGGAAGCGAGGCUCCAAGAAGACCAACAAGGGUGAGUCGGAAGGAGCACGAGUGAAGCACGGCGCCGCGGAGUGGAAGAAGCCGCAAGCGGUCAGCAUCGACGCCACACUGAUCCAGUACCCCACGCUGCACAAGUUCCAGCAGAAGACGAUCGAGUUCACGCUCAAGCAGUCGACGGACAAGAAGAAGGCGAACGCUGUGACCACCUUCGAAGUCGAUCUGGCCCAGUAUGCCACGGACAAGACGGACGAGUUGGUCACGUUCCCCAUCGUGGCAUCCAAGGUCAAGUCCAAGUCGUCUGGUCCUCUCCCGCCCAUCAGCCCAACAAUCACAUUCAAUAUCAAGGCCGAGUGGCUGAAGAUAGGCAACAAGAAGAUUGUCAGCCGGAGCAAGCGCGGCGAUGACGACGACUACGACCUGCAGACCGAUGCGGAUGACGACGACCAGAGCGAGACCGACAUCGACGAUUCGGAUAUGGAGUCCGACUCAGACAUGGACGACAGCGACGGCGAUGACAAGUCGAAAGGCGGCGGCGGCAUGGACGGCCUCUCGUACUCGCUCGACUACCCGGUGGCCGCGCCCAGCGCGAUCCCCCUCGCCGGCAGCGGCGGCAGCGGGCUAGGCAUCAGCAUGCAGAACGGGCUCAACAAGGAGAUCGAGAAGGAGCUCAAGCAGCUGCAGAAGGAGGUGCGGGACCUCAAGAAGGAGAUGGCCGAGCGCGACCAGGCCAUGGUCGAGCUGAUCGAGCUCCGCGCCCGACUCGAUACAUCUACGGCGGCGGGCGACAAGAAAAAGAACUCGGGCGGCGGCGGCGGCUCGGUUCGCGGGUGGAAGGAGAUCAAGAAGGAGAUGACCGACCUCAAGCGGUGGAUCGAGAAGAAGGACGACGAGGCCGCCAGCCUGCGCAAGGAGCUCGAGAAAGGCGGCGGCGGUAAGGGGAAGAAGGGCAGCGCCAAGGGCGACAAGGAGAACGGCGACGGCAGCGGUGGCGGCGGCGGGGCCGACGAGCUGGAGGAGACCAAGAAGCGGCUCAAGGAGCGCGAGGAGGAGCUCAAGCGGGUGAUGAAGCAGGCCGAGCAACAGGAGGAGGAGCUCGAGAAGAUGCAGCAGAUCGUCGACACCGUCACUCGAUCCGGUGACAAGUCCGGCACGAUCAAGCUCACGAGCGCGCAGCUGAAGACGAUGAGCGGCGAGCUGAAGGUGAAGAAGGAGCUCGAGCUCGAGCGGGAGAAGGCCAAGCAGAAGGAGAAGGAAUUAGAUUCCUCCGUCCGCAUGCUCAAGACCAAGGAGGACGAGGUCAAGAAGCUCACCAAACACAACGAACAACAGGAAAAGAAAAUCAAAAAGCUCCAGGAGGAGCUGGAGCAGUUGAAGCAGGAGGCGGGCGGCCACAAGAAGGUGGCCGACGGGUCCGACGGCACGUCCGGCGUGGGCAGCCCGGGCGGCGGCCUGCUGGGCCGACGCAAGAAGUCCAACGAGGACUUGCCGCCACUCUACGGCGAGGGCAGCGACUCGGGCACCUGGAAGGUGGGCGGAGGUGGAGGCGUCAUCAGCACCAUCCGACGCAAGGCCCUCUCGCCCCGUCAGGCCUUCCGCAGCAACGGCGACGCCGAAACCGACGACGACGAUGUGAGCGAUAGGAGUGAGGGCGGCAGCGAGAAGUCGAAGAAGAAGAAAAAGAAGAAGGACAAGGGCAAGGAAAAGGAGCCGAUCAGCGACGAAAACGAGAUUCUGGAGAAGUGUAUCUAUUGUGCGGACCCGACCAAGUUCUUCACCUACGAGGUGUCGCUUCCUAUGGCCUCGAGCAUGGACCUCAAUCUCUCCGGCCCUGCGCAAGUCACGAUGCAGGCCGGCAUUCCCGUAGCGGCGAAGGACCUGUUCAUGUUCCUGCGCGAAACGGAGGCCCUCAUGGCCCACGCCCUCAACCAGCCGCUCCUCCAGCGCAUCAUCAACGCCCUUUUCAUCGCCGUCGAGAACGCCAGCAUGCAGUGCUAUUGGAUGGCCUUCUGCCUCUCCCUCAUCAAUCAGAUCGGGUCGGACAAGCAGAUCACGCUGCAGCCGGGCCUGGACGUGAAGCUGCUGAGCAAGCUGAAGAACUACGAGAAGAAGGGCAUCCUGUUCGAGGUCAACUCGGCCAAGCCGCCCAAGCGGCCCGAGGACGUGCUCACCUACUUCGUGCGCCAGAUGAACGUCGUCGCCCUCCGCGCCUUCCUCAACCUCCACCUCCAGCUCCGGGUGCAGAUCGUGCCCAUCCUGCUCCCCUCGAUCCUGGGCCAGCACAACGUGCUCAAGGCCCACUUUGCCGCCAACGUCGACAUGUCGUCGCCGGCCCUCCUGGCCGUCAAGUUCACGCCCAAGGACAUCACCCGCCUCCUCUCCAGUUACAUGGACGACUUUGCCCGCAACUACAUCUUCCCCAGCGUCAUGAAGCAAUUCCUCCUCUCCAUCUACAGGUCGAUCAACGUGGCGAUCUUUAACGCGAUCAUGUCACGCAAGGAGCUGUGCACGGCGUCGAACGGGUACCAGAUCCGGUUCGGCCUGGCGCAGCUGACGGCGUGGCCGUUCGAGAUCACCCCGACGGCCGCCUCGUCGGCCGCCGGCGUGACCCCGCCGCCGCAGUCGCCCCGCGACGGCAGCGGAUCGGCACAGCAGGGCCACGUCCACGCGCCCGGGUCGCCCCGCACGCCGCUUCCCGUGUCGGCCAUCUACUUUGAUGUCAUCGACGCCGGCCCCAUUGUGCAAGAGCUGGAGCCCACGCUGGAGGCUGCGGGCGUGCUGGUGCUGGACAAGACGCAGCUCAACUCGGACGACGGCCUGCGCCACGCGGCGCCCUUCCUCCACCCGGUCCACCUCAACCACCUCCUCCUCUCCUUCACCCCCGACGAGCUGUCACCCAAUCCGGUGCCGGACAAGCCCAAGAAGCUGCUCUCCAUGAUCAUCUCUCGGGAAACGAAUCUGCCGCCGCUGCAGCUGCCCGACAUCCCGCCGGUCCGGUUCCCGUCGCCGUUCGACGGGGACGGCAGCCGGGCGCCUGCCAGGCCCGGGGUGCCGCCCCUCCCCAGCGGUCCAUCUGUCCUGGCCAGCCGCGGUUCGCAAGUGAGCAAGGGCGGCGGCAACAGCAGCGGAAGCGACGGCCGAGGCGACUACGACAGCGACGCUACGAAGCCACAGCAGCCGCCCCCGCCGCAGCGAUGGCAGCCCGCCACGUCGCGCGGAGGCGGUGGACGAGAACCGCAGCUCGAGGAGGAGGACGAACUGUACCAUGGGAACGGCUACGGCAGCAGCAGCAGCAACAACAACAACUACGACGAUGAUGAGGAUGACGAUGACGACUACAACCACCGAGCGGCGGCUGCGAAGAAGAAGCGGGGCACGACCAAGGCGGGAGGAGGCUACGGCGGCGGCGGCUACAACCCCUACAGCGAUGACGACGACGAUUCACGCGGCGGACUCAUGUAG
Acanthamoeba castellanii str. Neff is the source of this 3603-nucleotide messenger RNA. RefSeq names its product DIL domain containing protein. Lineage: Eukaryota; Discosea; Longamoebia; Acanthamoebidae. The transcript is spliced from 18 exons. The coding region runs from base 1 to 3603 and encodes 1200 amino acids. Gene Ontology annotation, molecular function: GTPase binding. The record is from RefSeq and is a predicted model, not a curated record.